AUGGGCCUACAUUGGGGCACCGAAUCAUUACGGACGUUAAUGCCGGAGGAUAUGUGGUUGCGCAUCCAAUCCGUCCAGGUCGACCCUUCGACGCCAACCGCAGCAAAAGAUGCGAUCCAAUUCCUCAACGGACAAACAGGCGAGCUCAUGACUUCCGUCCCGGCGAACAACUUCUACCGUCUCCGACGUCGUAAGCUUCGGGCACUACUCGCAAAGGGACUAGAUAUCCGGUACGGAGUGAGACUAGACAAGAUCAAAUACUCCGAGGACGGAAAAUCCGCAACGGCAUCAUUCCAUAACGGACCUAGCAUAACCGCGAGCCUGGUUGUCGGCACAGACGGCGCGCGCUCAACGACACGAGAGAUCCUCCUUGGACCUGACCAAGGCUCCAUCCGCACACUACCCUACUGCGCAACAUUUGUUCAGGCACGAUUUACUGCAGAUCAGGCGCUCUUCCUCCGAUCAUUUCACCCUCUCUACCUAGCAUCCAUCAACCCCGCAGGAUACUUCGCAUUCUUCGGUCUCCACGACCUCCCAGACCCUGAGCAGCCAGAAACAUGGACAUUCUUCUUCUAUAUCUCAUGGCACUCCCCACUAGACGAGCAAGAAGCAACAGCAAACUGGAGCAACGCACAGCGUUUACAACAGGUAAAAGAAUUCUCGAAGGAGUUCACAGACCCCUGGAAGAGCGCAUUCAAUUGGCUUCCCGACGAUCAGGAAGUCUGGUACAUGAGUCUGACGGACUUUGACCCAGGAGCAGAGGGACAUCGCUGGGAUAACAAGGGCGGACGAGUGACGCUAGCCGGCGAUGCAGCGCACGCAAUGACCUAUCAGCGUGGACAGGGGUUGAACCACUCCGUGACUGACGCGAGGAAGCUGGCAACUGCGAUUGGGGACUUCUACUCUGGGCGGAAGACAAGGGCGGAAGCUAUCAGGUUGUAUGAAGAGGAGAUGAUUGCUCGAGCUGGAGGGGAGGUACGCAUGUCGACGACGAAUACGGAGAUGGUGCAUGACUGGCAGAAGGUGCUGAAGUCUCCGAUUAUGACCAAGGGGAUGACGAAGGUACCUGAUAACCAAGCUAAGAACUAG
Molecule: messenger RNA, 1089 nt
Organism: Aspergillus calidoustus
Lineage: Eukaryota; Fungi; Ascomycota; Eurotiomycetes; Eurotiales; Aspergillaceae
Source: the annotation of a GenBank genome assembly